Gracilinanus agilis (Agile Gracile Mouse Opossum) is the source of this 1915-nucleotide messenger RNA. It is a transcript of the gene HPN, whose product is annotated as hepsin. Bases 221 to 1474 code for a protein of 417 amino acids. Gene Ontology annotation, molecular function: serine-type exopeptidase activity; serine-type endopeptidase activity. Gene Ontology annotation, biological process: proteolysis. The record is from RefSeq and is a predicted model, not a curated record. The transcript is spliced from 13 exons. Gene Ontology annotation, cellular component: membrane. Lineage: Eukaryota; Metazoa; Chordata; Mammalia; Didelphimorphia; Didelphidae.
UGAGCUCAAGGCUGCUGUUGUUUCUCCCCUCCCUGGGACCCAGGUUCCUGGCCCCCAGCUGGGGACACCAUGCUCCUGCCGGGGUCCAACUGUGACCCCUAGAAACUGGAGAACAGCUCCGAGAUCCCACCUGACGGACCCCUGAGGGUCUCACUUGGCUCUCUCCCCAAGGGGGGAGGCCCGACUGCCACUGGGGGAAUCAUUAACUGAAGGUGGUGACAUGGCUGAGAAGGAGAGUGGCCAAAAGGUUCAGUGUUGGUCUCUGCCCAAGAUUGUGGCGGUCAUCGCAGGGGGCAUCCUGCUCCUGGCGGGGAUUGGAGCAGCUUCUUGGGCCAUUGUGACUGUGUUGAUGAGGAGUGACCAGGAGGUGCUAUACCCGGUACAGGUGAGUCCGGCAGACCUGCGGCUUACUGUGUUUGACGGAACCGAGGGCACAUGGCGGCUGCUCUGCUCCUCCAGGGCCAAUUCCAGGGUGGCAAGUCUGAGUUGUGAGGAGAUGGGCUUCAUCAGGUCUCUGACCCACUCGGAGUUGGACGUCCGGGUAUUUGGAACAAAUGGCACAUUGGGCUACUUCUGUGUGGAUGAGGAGAGGCUCCCCUAUGCUCGAAGGCUGUCGGAAGUCAUCUCUGUAUGUGACUGUCCCAGGGGCCUCUUCCUAGCCACCCUGUGCCAAGAUUGUGGCCGGAGGAAGCUGCCUGUAGACCGUAUUGUCGGGGGCCAAGAUGCCAGCCUGGGCCGCUGGCCGUGGCAGGUCAGUCUGCGCUAUGAUGGGUCGCACCUGUGCGGGGGGUCCCUGCUGUCCGGAGACUGGGUGUUGACUGCUGCCCACUGCUUCCCUGAACGGAACCGGGUCGUGUCACGGUGGAGAGUUUUUGCGGGUGCUGUGGCCCAGGCAUCGACCCAGGGACUCCAGCUUGGGGUCCAGGCUGUGGUGUACCACGGAGGCUACCUCCCCUUCCGGGACCCCAACAGUGAAGAGAACAGUAAUGACAUUGCUCUGGUGCACCUGUCCAGUCCCCUGCCCCUCACUGAAUACAUCCAACCUGUCUGCCUCCCAGCUGCUGGUCAGGCCUUGGUGGAUGGGAAGAUUUGCACCGUAACAGGCUGGGGAAACACUCAGUAUUAUGGCCAACAGGCGAAUAUGCUACAGGAAGCACGAGUUCCUAUUAUCAGCAACACGGUCUGCAAUAGCCCUGACUUCUACGGGAACCAGAUCAAACCCAAAAUGUUCUGUGCUGGCUACACUGAGGGGGGCAUCGAUGCCUGCCAGGGAGACAGCGGGGGCCCUUUUGUGUGUGAGGAUAAUAUCUCCAGGACACCUCGAUGGAGGCUGUGUGGGAUAGUGAGCUGGGGAACAGGCUGUGCCCUUGCCCACAAGCCUGGGGUUUACACAAAAGUUGGAGAAUACCAGGAGUGGAUCUACCGAGCCAUGAAGACUCACUCCGAGGACAGUGGGAUAGUGACCCAACUCUGACACCCCUGCUUCUCCUCCCGGGGGACCUGCUUCCCCUCCUCUCCGUAUCCUCUGCUGGUCCUGAGGGGACGCUCCCCAGCACUUAGCAGUGGAAGACAAUCUAUGGCUCAGAGAGCCCCAUCCUGGAUUCCUCUGUAAAGGCGAGGAGGGCCUGAGGAUUCUGAAGGGCAGGGGAGAAAAUAGGGAGGGGGGCACCAGGUCAGUGUUGAUCCCCACCCUGAGGAUUUUCUCCACCCCAUCCCAUACAUGUUGCUGCUAUCCCUGGCCCAUUACCUGCCCUCCUCUGGGCAACCCCCCACUCAGGUCCACCCAUGAGUCCUGCCCUGCCCCCUCCCCAUGUAAAUACUCUCUUGGGAUGUGUGGGCUUCUUGCUCUACCUGCCCUCGGUCCCCAGAAAUGUUCAGUGAUUACUUUGAAUAAUAAAACUGGUUUUGAUUAGAA